Messenger RNA from Diachasmimorpha longicaudata, 6079 nucleotides. RefSeq names its product double-stranded RNA-specific editase Adar (gene Adar). Gene Ontology annotation, cellular component: nucleolus; cytoplasm. Gene Ontology annotation, molecular function: double-stranded RNA binding; double-stranded RNA adenosine deaminase activity; tRNA-specific adenosine deaminase activity. Bases 1102 to 3093 code for a protein of 663 amino acids. Lineage: Eukaryota; Metazoa; Arthropoda; Insecta; Hymenoptera; Braconidae. Gene Ontology annotation, biological process: adenosine to inosine editing; RNA processing. The record is from RefSeq and is a predicted model, not a curated record. The transcript is spliced from 9 exons.
AAGCACAGGCUCGCGCGCUACAGGGGGGCUACACAAAAUGGCGUCCGCGACUAGUGAGACAGUGAACGACGCUUUGUCUUUCGGUUUGCAGUGAAAUUGUUUAUAAAGUACGUAAUUAUUUGUGAUAAAUAUCGCGUGUGUAGCUGAAUAGAGGAUUGACAUCAUCAAUAUCAACAAUUGGGGCACCCGGUAGUUGUGGAGAGGCUGUGAUUGAAAUAAUGGUGAAUCUCAGAAUUCGCGAGAAUGAUGCAGGUUCGAACAGGUCCAAACAACAAAGCCUUUGCUGUGAGUCUACCUCAAAUGGGCAUCAUAUUGCCAUUUCUCAGUACAAUUGUUUUCAAUCGUCAGUGCCUCAUGCCAUGAGCUUUCUUAGAAUCGUUCGGGGGAGAUUUUUAAACGUGUGUUGAGAAAAUUCGGAUGCUAAGCGAGGACACGGCGCCAGAGGACAACACAAGGGCACGGCCGGCACGAUCGAGGCGGGAGCUCUAUUUACGGUAAUAUAACUCUCUAUUUGACGAUGCCUGUGUUAUGAAAAGUGUGAAUAUUCACUUGAAUAUUAUAUGAUUGGAACAAUUGACACAAAGCUUGUGCUUAUUAUUCAGAAUUAAAAUAACAGUGCUUGGACUCAGUGGGGUUAUUGUUGAAAUAAAUUAUUGACAAUCUGGACAAUGAGAUAUGGUAAACAUUAUGGGCAUCAGGAAAUGAGAGAUAAAUUGAUAACAUUAUAACAAUUGAUGUCGGUGAAUAGAAGUGAAUUAGGAGGCCGUCUUAUUUUUUGGAUUAGAAUUAUUGGAGAUAUUCUCCAGUCACAUAUAACGAACUAAAAAUUGGUUUAGUAAUGGAGAAUUUUCUGGGGAGAGGGAGUUAAUGAGUGAAUUUGUGUGGUGCUGUGCUUUUUUGUUAUCACUCAGUGAUAGUUUUUUGUGCAAAAAAGUGUUGUGCAUGUGUGUGGUGUUGUGAUAGAUGGAUUGGACUCUUCGGAGUCAGCUUUCUUCAGCACUUGGGAUAUACGAAUUUGGCGAGUUCCAGUUCGAUAUUAGUUUACUGUUGUUUUAUCCCCCACGAUAAAACCUGAGGGUGUUAACGCAUUCGUCGGUGACAAUGUCAAAUGGUGUACAAUUGUUGAACAACAAUCAGUCACAGCAGAAAGGCUGCACUGCUGCAGCAUCGGAGGGGAGGCAAACUAAAAUGAGGAUUAAAAAAACAAAUGUUACGAGGCCAGCAGUCAAGAGGCCAACUGAGCCCAUCGUUGAAGGUCAGUUUUUUGCUGUUGGAAAUUUCAUAUGUGCACCACCAGCUAAAAAACGUCACAAAAAUCCUCAACCGAAAAAUGCAGUUUGCGCCCUAAAUGAAUUAAAAACCGGUGCUGUGUACAAAGUCGUGUCCCAGACAGGUCCAACUCAUGCUCCCAUAUUUACAAUAGCAGUGCAAAUUGAUGGACAAACGUACGAGGGAAAGGGCCGUACGAAAAAAAUGGCUAAACACGCAGCCGCUGAAUUGGCACUGAGAAAUAUUGUGCAAUUUAGAAAUGCACCAGAGGUACAUCAGGCAAUGAAUACAUGCCAGAAUGUACCAACACUGGAGCCUGAUUUUACAAGUGACGUUACAGAGAAAGAUAAUCACCUCGUCAAUGCAUUUAAGACACUCAGUCAAGAGCCUAAAAAUGCUGGAAAGUACAUUGACAAAGGCCCAGUGGCGCUGAUUAAUGAGUUAUAUCCAGGAGUUGUUUACACAUGUGUUUCAGACAGUGGUGAGAGUUAUGCUAAAUUCACAAUAGCUGUGACAAUCGAUGGUGAGACAUUCGAGGGAACUGGACCGAGUAAAAAAAUAGCUAAAGCCGCUGCUAGCAAAGCAGCACUUGCUAAGUUGAGAAAUGUACACAGUUCAACAUUUUGUAUGGCACUCACUGGCUUACCAGUGCGAAUGCCAAAUUUUCCAAAUCUGGGACAGCCGCAUGAGCAGAUGAGUUUGCCACAAAUGUUGGCUGAUAAAAUUGGCAAAAUGGUUAAUCAGAAAUUUACGGAGCUUAUGCAGAGUAAACCCCAGCACGCUAGGCGUAAGGUUUUGGCUGGAAUUGUACAGACUAAGGGACAGGAGGCUGAAUUAAUCUGCGUUACUACAGGAACGAAAUGUGUAUCCGGUGAACAUCUCAGUGUAACUGGUGGUGCUUUGAAUGAUUGUCACGCUGAGGUAGUGGCUCGCCGAUGUCUCUGCGAAUACCUCUACAAGCAAUUAGCCCUUUACACCGACAACCGCGCUGAGGAAUCCAUUCUCGAGCCAGUGAAAAAGGGCUACAGAGUGAGGCCAGGCAUACAAUUUCAUUUAUACAUAAAUACAGCCCCUUGCGGCGAUGCCAGAAUUUUCUCACCCCACGAGGAGAAUGAGUCUGUUGACAAGCAUCCAAAUAGGCGUGCCCGGGGACAGCUCAGAACGAAAAUUGAGUCCGGUGAGGGGACUAUCCCAGUCAAGAGCAGCGAGGGAAUUCAAACUUGGGAUGGCGUUCUCAUGGGUCAAAGACUGCUGACGAUGUCGUGUUCGGAUAAAAUAGCUCGAUGGAACGUACUAGGUGUGCAAGGUGCACUCCUCAGCCACUUCAUCGAGCCUAUUUACUUCCACAGCAUCGUUCUUGGCAGUCUGUUAAAUCCAAGCCACAUGUAUCGCGCCGUAUGUGGAAGAAUUGAAAAUACAAUACAAGGCCUACCACCACCGUAUCGAUUGAAUAAGCCACUGAUGAGCCUCAUAACGUCUUCCGAAGUCAGACAGCCCGGAAAAGCACCAAACUACAGUGUCAAUUGGACAGUCGGUCAAGCCGAGGCGGAGGUAAUAAAUUGUACAACUGGCAAGGAUGAACUUGGAAAGCCAUCGCGUAUAUCCAAGCAGGGAUUGUUUCGUAUGUUCUUCAAUCUUCUGGGUAAACUCAGCACCAUUGACGAUGUCGAUCGCGAUGCCUGUCGUCAAUAUCUCGACGCUAAGUCAUCAAUCCAGGAUUACUCGCUCGCUAAACGCCAACUCAAGGAGGCAUUUGUACGUGCCCAACUUGGAAACUGGGUGAAGAAACCUAUUGAACAGGACAUGUUCGAAGUUGACAUCUGACUAGUUGAUGGAAACGUAAGAACCAGCGUUGUUAUUGAACACAGUGAUGAUUAUCUCGUUCCUAGCGUAAAUUAGAUCGCUCGUACUGCGUGUCAUGCUGCGGCAGAGUUUGGCAUCAGUAAAGCAUAAAUCGUGGGAACUCAAUUAAUUAUUAUUCCCUUUGUUUGUGAGAAAGUUUGAAUGGUCCACUGAGGUUUUUAACAAGGGGACAACUUUAAUCUUUGAUAUGCAUAAUGCUCGGGUCCUCCACUCGUUGGUCCCGUUUUCAAAUGACUUUCCCCAGAAUCAUUAAUCAACGGACGCGAGACGACCUUUUCUCUUGUAGAAAAAUAUUUUUUUAUUGAUUUUUCAGUUAAUUCAAUCGUUCCAAAAAAAUUGAUUGAAGUUUUGUCGAGGUAUCGAUUCUAGCGAACAAUUAAUAUGACGUUUAUUUUUGUUGUUUCGGUUUAUCAUAUGCAGAUAUGUUUUCAUUUUUUAUUUUUUUUUUCGUUCAAAAUAUGCUAGUCGAUGAUAGAAUUCGUGUUCCGUAUGAGCACGUCAAUUUUCUAGUUCGAUUAUAAAACAACUUUAUAGACUGUCUAGACGAGUAAGGCAUUCAUUAAAUAUUGACUUGGAGAUCACAGAACGCACAUUCAUCGAAAAAAUUAAUUUUACGGCGGCGAGUUUCUUUUGGAACAAGUUUUGUUGCGGAAAUUAAAACCCUUACACUGAAUAUUCAGUUUUUUUAUACAUUCAGCUUCUCCCUAAUGAGAACUGCCCCUUUAAAGAGAUGUUUUCGCACAUCCCCUUAAAUGGAAUUUGUAUUAUUCGAAAUUGGGAAGAAAUGCGGUUACUUUCCAUUUUGUUGCUGUAAGGGUACGAUUUUUUUUGUAAUAAUUCAUUUGAAUCAAUGGAUGACCGUGUUAGUUGACACGGUAACGUAUCAAACCAUAAGAAUAUCUUCUAUUGUCUAACAAAUUUGAUAUUUUCAUUAUUCGACGAAUAGAUGUACUUGACUCAAGGGAAAAGUUUAUUUCGUUCCAAUAAAAUUCAUUUGAAAGAACGUUCAGAUAACAUUGACGCGGUAAAAUUAUUUUUUUCCAUAAAUGCAGUGUGGAGAUCGCAUAGCGGCCUUAGGAUAUAAUUUCAUUAUCAAUUAGACUCAAGAGUUAUCACGGCAGGUAAAUGACGAUUGCACAUAUCCAUUAAAAAACUAGGUUCUAACUAAAACUCCCCCUCCACAAUCUCCACUUAUUUUCAAAGUAGAUUGUUCUACACUGAUCGUACACAGAUCUCUAUCCCCCAUGAAAUAAUGAUUUUAUGUAUAUCUAAGUCAUUAAUAAGAAUAUCAUUUUCCUAAGGAUCAUUUAGGAAUUUCAGCGCUCGUAGGUGGAACAGACAAUUACGUCGCCACACGUUCGCAUCCCUUGAAGGCUGUGACCUCGGAAAAUAAAUAUGGCGAUCGAUUACAGAGAAGCCAUUGUAAUGAGAACAAAGAAAUAUCACUGACAAAAUAUGAUUGAUACGAUAUGAAGUAAUAAUCCAAGUGAUUUAUCUUUGUUCGAGGACAGGUAGCUCCGAUCGCCACUAGAUUUUACAAGUUUACGUUACAUACGUGUGCCAGUGGAAUCCCUAAAAGUGAAUGAGCGAAUCAAUUGUGUAAAUGGAUUAAUCGACAAAGUAUACGCCCCAGAGUAUCCUAAGAUCAUUGCCUCACUGUGUCACUUACUAUUGUUUAGAUUAUUAGAUUAUAAUUACAAAAAAUCCUGCAACUCUGCCGUUAGUGACACACUGCCCGAUGCCGGUCCAGUUUAGCGCGAGUGAACUACAGUGUUGUCCAUCCCUUUUAUUCAUUGUAUUUAUAUCUGACUCUGAAUGAAUUGUUCAUGGUAAUUAUCAUGAUACAAGUUGGAUACACUAAAUUCAUCGUUUCUCCUUCGAGUUCUUAAUUUUUUUUUUAUAAUUACAAAUGAGUGAAUAAAAGGGUACACUUUGAGUAACCGAUUUGCACCAUAAUAAAAACCAAAAUCAUAAUAGACUUGUUUUACAUUAUAAUAGACGUGAAAACUAUAAUUUGAUUGAAACUCAAUUGUAAUCUUUCAUUGUAAAUACUUGCUUAUAAUCAGUAUACCCAGGAGUGAAAGAUUUGAGUGUAGAAUCGAUGAUUAAUCGUAAAAUAUUUGCUUAAUAAAUGAUACCAAUGCGUAUCUGUGCCAAUACAUAGGGUAAUUGGAUGAUAAACUAGAAGACACGAUGCUGUUGCUCAUGGAACGAAACUAAAAAAAGAUAUUACAAGUAUGAAAUUAAUGAUAAUUGUGAAAGCAACAUGACAGUAUUGAAAAAUAGUAUUCUUUGCCUUCUCAUUCGCUUCCAUAAAUAAAUUAUCUCCAUAUGUGGUAAUACCCACAGCACCGUAUUUAUUAUUAUAGAAUAAUUUUGUUUUUCAAUAAUCGAGAACAACAAUUUGGCGGGACAAAAUUGAUCGAAAAUAAAGAGUGAAUACAGUGACACAUAUUAAUGUGUAUUUCACUUAUGAUAAUAAUUAACGUAAUGGCCAUUAUUCGCAACAAUCGGUUGAUCUAAUGGAAAAUAUGAAAUAGCACUGCUCAAUUGACAGUAGCUCAAAUUCGUUGAUGAAAUAACAUAAUUAUUUAUAAUUACUACUCAAUAAUUAUGGACUAACACAAGUAAUGAUAUUAAAGUGAAAUUAAAUAAAUUAGUUGUAUAGAACAAAUUGCUAUUCUCUGUCGUCCCCUUUUGGGAGGCAAUUUUAAUCGCUAAUUAAGUAAUAAAUGACAAUUUUCAAUGCAUUCAUUAUUUAAGAUAGAGUGAUAAUUGAAAUUAACAGAAAUACGGUACAUCGAGAUUCAAUCAGCAUUCUAGGCAACAAGCUAGAUUUUAAGCUUUUGAAUAGUGCCUAUAGUUUAACAACAAACAUUUUAAAUCGACGAAUUAUCCUAGCCUGCUAUCACUGAAGACUUACCAAUAAAAUCGUUAUUUAAUAGUA